Messenger RNA from Eutrema salsugineum, 2129 nucleotides. Its product is annotated as regulatory protein NPR2. Gene Ontology annotation, molecular function: protein binding. The transcript is spliced from 4 exons. Gene Ontology annotation, cellular component: cytoplasm; nucleus. NCBI's taxonomy places the organism in Eukaryota, Viridiplantae, Streptophyta, Magnoliopsida, Brassicales, Brassicaceae. Gene Ontology annotation, biological process: defense response to bacterium; systemic acquired resistance, salicylic acid mediated signaling pathway; defense response to fungus. The record is from RefSeq and is a predicted model, not a curated record. The coding region runs from base 101 to 1876 and encodes 591 amino acids.
UUUAAUAAUAUGAGUGAUUUGGUCACUACUUUAUUCAAGUUUUACUGCUAUGUUUGUUUCCUCAAGCUGAUCUCGAAUUUGUGAACUCAUCAUACGGUCGAUGGCCUCCACCGCUAGAUUCUCCGGCUCGUCAGUAAUCAGCAACACAACAACCGCCAAUAGCUUCUUCGCCGAGUCAUCUUUCGAUUACACGGCGGCGGAUUUUCACACAGCAACGGAGGUUAAACCGCUGCAACUGCUCUCCAACUGCCUCGAAUCCGUCUUCGAUUCGCCGGAAACUUUCUACAGCGACGCCAAGCUAGUUCUCGCCGACGGCAAGGAGAUAUCCUUCCACCGCUGCGUUCUCUCGGCGAGGAUCCCGGUUUUCAAGACCGCGUUAGCCGCCGCCGCGAAGGACAGAAAAUCCACCGCCGUGAAGCUCGAGCUUAAGGAGAUCGCGAGGGACUACGAAGUCGGUUUCGACUCGGUGGUGACUGUUUUUGCUUACGUCUACAGCGGCAGAGUAAGGCCGUCGCCGAAGGGAGCUUCCGAUUGCGUCGACGAGGACUGUCGCCACGUGGCUUGCCGGCCGGCGGUGGAUUUCAUGGUGGAGCUUCUCUACUUGGCUUUCGUUUUCCAGAUUCCCGAAUUAGUUACUCUCUAUGAGAGGCAAUUCCUUGAUAUUGUAGACAAAAUUCUCAUAGAAGACCUCUUGGUGAUAUUCAAGCUUGCUAAUAUCUGUGGUAAAACAUACAAGAAGCUUUUCGACACAUGCGUAGAGAUUCUCGCCAAGACUGAUGUAGAAAUCGUUACUCUUGACAAGUCUUUGCCCCAACACAUUGUCAAACAAAUCGUAACCAUACGCAAAGAGCUCGGUCUAGAGCCACGGAAGCUAGACAAACACGUCACGAAUAUAUACAAGGCACUUGACUCAGACGACGUUGAGCUUGUCAAGAUGCUUUUGAAAGAAGGACACACCAAUCUAGACGAAGCGUACGCUCUUCAUUUCGCUGUCGCGCACUGCGAUGUCAAGACCGGGUUUGACCUCAUAGAUCUUGAGCUCGCGGAUGUCAACGUUAGAAACCCGAGGGGAUACACGGCGCUUCACGUCGCUGCGUUGCGUAACGAGCCAAAGCUUAUUGUGUAUCUGUUGACGAAAGGUGCAAAUGCAUCGGAAACAACGUUUGAUGGUAGAACCGCUUUGGUGAUUGCGAAACGACUCACUAAAGCAGCUGAUUAUAAUACUAGUACGGAGCAAGGGAAAGUCUCUAUGAAAGGUGGUUUAUGCAUAGAGGUGCUAGAGCAUGCGAGCAAGCUAGGUCGGUUUCCUAGAGAAGAUUCACCUUCUCUUCCAGUGACUCCUGAUGAACUGAGGAUGAGGUUGCUCUAUCUUGAAAACAGAGUUGCACUAGCUCGAAUUCUAUUUCCAGCGGAAGCACAAGUGAUAAUGGAUAUCGUCAAACUGGAGGAAACUCGCGAGUUUACAGCUUCUAGCCUCGAGCCUGAUCAUCUCACUUGUGCAAAGAGGACAUCGCUGGACCUAAACAUGGCACCUUUUGUAAUCCGAGAGGAGCAUUUGUGUAGACUAAGAGCGCUUAUGAAAACAGUUUCACUUGGGAAACGCUACUUCCCACGGUGUUCGCUAGAUCACUUUAUGGACACGGAGGACUUGAAUCAUCUGGCUUGCGUAGAAGAAGACACUCCUGAGAAACGGCUACAGAAGAAGCAAAGGUACAUGGAACUACAAGAGACUCUGAUGAAGACCUUUAGUGAGGACAAGGAGGAAUGUGUAAAGUCUCCCACUUCGAGAUCAAUGAGGUCUAAUGGUAAACUCUCUCAUCGGCGCCUAAGGGUGGUAGACAAACGGGAUUUCGAGAAAAGACCUUGCGGAAACUAAAAUGAUGUCUCUUAUGCGUCGACGAGAUUUUUGCCCACCCUUAUGGUCCCCUGUGAGACUCUUCGGGUAAGUUAAGUUGUAUAUUCAAACUAUACAUCCUGUGUAUACUAGCUGCCUUCGUAAGUUUUGACCUUCACUUUGCAUCCUGUGUAUACUAGCUGCAGAUGUAUUUCAAAUAGAUGUUGUAAUUUUUAACCAGUGAUAUAGAUAUGUAUAGAUUAUAUAUUAAUGUUUUCGCUGAUAUAUGAAAUUU